Messenger RNA from Ochotona princeps (American pika), 1102 nucleotides. It is a transcript of the gene MRLN, whose product is annotated as myoregulin. The record is from RefSeq and is a predicted model, not a curated record. Bases 896 to 1036 code for a protein of 46 amino acids. Lineage: Eukaryota; Metazoa; Chordata; Mammalia; Lagomorpha; Ochotonidae. The transcript has 4 exons.
UAAUAUUCCACCGCAGAAGGUUUUAAGAGAUUAAAAUCGGUGAGUGUAAUGGGCAUAUAAACUUUAGUUAGUAAUGUAAUCCUUUCAAACCUUUGCAAGACCGUAGUUGUUAUCUCUCGUCACCAGAUGAAGUAGCAUCCAAGGUUAAUUUUUUUGUCCAAGGCUACACAGCUAGUAACUGCCAGGAAGGAAGACCAGUUCCUUUGGCUGCAAAUCCAACACGGUCUCCACAUUCCACCUUGCUGACCAACCAUCUGUGACUAAUUGCAUGUUUUCGUUCUUGGUUGAAGUCCACUUCGUCAAGGUCUUUGUCCUGUGAUCCUGACCCGGUUUGGUUUUCCAGUUUUCCCUUGUGAUUUGUUCUGAUGCUGGACUCUGUGGUCUUCUGUUGGCCUAAAUCAGAGAAGUCUGUGGGUGAUGAAGGUGGAACCUGUCCACAUAGCCUGGUCUGCUGAAAAGCAGUUUCCGGCUGAUCUUACACGUAGGGAAGCCGCUGAAGCAAUGAUGGUGCUAGCUCUGGGAGAAGAAACUGUGCAGCCUCAGAAGUCUCUGUGCUUCUCUGGAACUCAUUUGUCAAAGAAGUUUAUAAAAACUAGAAUAUUUGUUUUAGUGCUAACGCAUCUUAAUGACGUCACACUUUCCAUGACUGUUGCUUUUCUCAUCAGGAACAGAUAAACUCACUGUGAAAAGGCCACACGGUGCAGCACUCAAGCUUCUAAUUGUUUCCAGGAACCAAGGUUGCUAAGAAACCACCUGUGCUGAAUGCACUGUACUCUAGCAAGAGCAAACAGAAAAGCAAGGAACAGUGUCGUGCACUGCUACCUGGAACUAAUUCAGGUUCAGUGACAUUUCGAUUUUUUGAGUGAAAAUAGCAGGGAACAGGAAUAUUGUGGAUAUGACUGGUAAAAACUGGAUAUUAAUUUCUACUUCUACCCCCAAAAAUCUAGAAGAUGAAUUUGUGGGACAACUUCUGAAAAUCUUAUUUGUAAUCUUUGUUGACUUAAUGUCUAUUAUGUAUGUUGUUAUAACUUCUUAAGAAGUUGACUACCUUUAUAUGUAAAUUACAAAUUGAAUUUCCAUAAAUAAAAAUUUUUAUUUUAAG